Messenger RNA from Plasmodium berghei ANKA, 2121 nucleotides. Its product is annotated as tubulin delta chain, putative. The transcript has a single exon. NCBI's taxonomy places the organism in Eukaryota, Apicomplexa, Aconoidasida, Haemosporida, Plasmodiidae. The record is from RefSeq and is a predicted model, not a curated record. Gene Ontology annotation, molecular function: GTP binding; structural constituent of cytoskeleton. Gene Ontology annotation, biological process: mitotic cell cycle; microtubule cytoskeleton organization. Bases 1 to 2121 code for a protein of 706 amino acids. Gene Ontology annotation, cellular component: microtubule; cytoplasm.
AUGGGGGUUUUAGGUGUGCAGAUUGGACAAUGUGGAAAUCAACUAGGAAUGGAAUUUUACGACGCUAUUUAUAAACAUAUUAUGAGUUGUAAAAAUGGGAAUUUAAAAAAUAAAUUAAUUAAUAUGUAUUUUGACGAAGAGUGUGAAUAUGAUAAUAAUAUAUUUCCCAUAAUAGAAUAUGAAGGUUUUACAAACAAUAAAAAUAUUAAAGGGCAUAUAAUAAAUCCUGAUUCUUCAAAUGUAAAAUGCUUAAAUAAUUAUAUUGCAAGGUGCAUAUUAAUAGACAUGGAACCAAAAGUAAUCGAGAAAUGCCUGAACGGGAAUAAGUUUGAUAAAAAUUCUCCGGAUUAUAGCAAUUAUAUUUUAAAAAAUAAAAAUAAAAAAUAUGAAAAGAUAAGAAAUUCAGAAUUUGGGGAAUAUGACAAUGAAUUUGAGAAAAGCCAGAAAUAUAUCUGUGGAUUAAAUGAAUAUUAUGAGCCAACAAAUAAUUUUAUAAAAAUAUUCGAAAAAAAAUGUAAUAUUAUCAAAUUAAAUGAUAAUUAUAAAAAUAGGAAUAGUAUGGAAGAAAAAAAUGAGAAACAAAAUUAUUCAUAUUGUAAAAAAUUUGAUAAUUUUAUAAAUAAAGAAAUAGAAAAUAAUACCAAAAAUAUUGAUGAUAAUAACAUAGUUAACGUUUCGUCUUAUUCGAAAAUGUACAGCAUUAAUCAGUGGAAAUAUAACAAAAAUAAUGUAAUUUAUGGCCUGAACGGGUCAGGUAAUAAUUGGUCAUAUGGGUUUAAUGUACAUGCGAAAAAUAUAUGUGAAGAUUUUAUAAAUUUAAUAAAUAAAGAAUUAGAAAAAAAUAACAAUAAUGAAUGUAUAGAUAACAUAAUAUUAUUUCAUAGUUUAGCAGGUGGAAGUGGUAGUGGAAUAAGUUCAUAUAUAUCUUAUAUUUUAAAAGAUGAAUAUCCAAAAAUAAAUUUAUUUAAUAUAUGUGUUUUACCAUAUACUUUUGGUGAAAUAAGUGUGCAAAGUUUAAAUACGAUUUUAUGUUUAUCGUCUAUUUAUGAGGUUUCAGAUUGUGUUAUGGUUUUUGAAAAUGAUAAAUUUGAAUUGAUGUGUAAAAAAAUAAAUAAUGGUGGCAUUUCUGGAGACAUAACAGGACAUUCAUUACAUUCUUUUGGAAAUAUAGACACAAAUAAUAUUAACAAAUAUAUAUGUCAGUUUCUUGUGCAUACAAUAGGAUUACCAAUUGAUUAUAGUUAUUUAAAAAAUAAUAGCAAUUAUAAAUAUUCUAAUUUUAUGAAUUCAAUAAUAUCUGAUUUAUGUUGUCAUUCAAAUUAUAAACUACUGUCGGCUAGAUAUCUUCCUCAAGUAUAUAAAGAAAAUUUAAAAUUUGAGCAGAAUACAUUUAAUAUGUUAAUAAAAAGAAUGCAUAAAAUGGUUAUAAAUGGAAAUAUAUUAGAUUAUAGUAUAGGAAGUUCUAAAGACAGUGCAGAAAUGAGUGGGUAUUUGAAUAGUUAUAUGGAUAGUUAUUUUCCUAAAAUAUCUGAAAAAAAUUUAAGAAAUAAUAAUAUUUUUCAGAAAAUUGAUAAUAUUCCUAUACAUUUAAACGAAACGAUAAGUAAAGCAUAUGUGGAUAAGAAAUUAAAUUCGAUUUUUUUAUGGAGUGAUGGUAAUAAUAUAAAUAAAUAUCAGCAAAUGAAAUCACGGCAUCCUUAUAAAAUAUUUAAUAAAAAUAAUAAUUUAAAAAAUUUACAAAAUAAUAUAAAUUCAACAAAUUUUAAUCACAAUAAUGUUAUUUUUAAUUCUAAAAUGAUAAUGCGUGGAGAAGUUAACGAAAAUAUAAAUCUUAACUUAUUUAAAAAUAAUGUGUUAUAUAGUAAUAGAUCUUUAAAUCCUAUAGAAAUUUAUAUUGAUGAAAAUAAAUAUUUUGGUAAUAAUAGUUUGUCUAUGUUAUCUAAUUGCUUAACCCCUAUACCGGGUUUAAAAAAAGUUUUGCAAAAUGCAAAAAUGUUAUAUUCUACAAACGCUUAUAUAUAUCAGUACAAUAAUUACGGGGUAACAAAUGACAAUAUUCAUAAUUCUCUCAUGGGAAUUGAUCAAAUUAUUAAUUCAUAUGAAAGUUUGUCUUUAGAGUAG